UGAGUCAGAGCAGAGCUUUGAUUGUAAUGAAUUUCAUCUACUUUGAGUAGUAUGGAGACUGGGGGCUGAGAGGUGGGGGCUUCAUGGGAUGUCUGGCUUGUGCUGAGGUACGUUUGUCCAGGAAUUCCAUUACUGGAGCAAGAUCCAUCCAUCCAUUCAUUUACAGGGCAGCCUAAAAAAUAAAAGGCAAGAAAUAUUUUGGCAUCAAUAUCUCAUCCUGUACAGACAGGCUUCAUUCUAUGGACUGAUUCUCCUAUUCAGAUUGGAAGGAUAAGUAGCCCUGAGCUGUGCUUGCAAAUGUUCAUCAGUUUGUAUAUCUGUUUUUUUAGGAUAUUUCUGGCCUAUGAGGAAGGGAUAGUGUAUAUGAUAGAAUUUACAUUGCUGUGGGAGAAAAGGCACUGUUCUUAUUGACAUCUUCAGAGAGAUACAACUAUUCCAGAUAGUUCGUAAACUGGACAGGGUGGAGAGAAUGUGGGGCAAGACCAAAGAACAUUUAUAAAAAUCAGAAAUUAGAGCACUUGACUGAGUUUUAUCCAGUUCCUAGCCCUGUAAAGAAAUCAUACCAUGAAUCCAGUUUUCAGCUGGGAGAACUCAGUCAAAAUCAUAUCCUCUGUGGAAAGUCACCUAGUGCUGAUGGCGAUGUAACUAAUUUUUGAUGAUACCACUAAUUUCAUUGUAUCUGUGGUGGUCGGCACAUGAAUGUGACUCACUUUUGCUAGGGACACUGUGGAACAAAAGCAGGGAUUGGGGUAUUGGUUUUUGGCCUGUAGCCUCUCUCCAAUAUCCUUUGCUCCCAAACUCUGGGUGGAAUAGAAACAACAGUCAUAGCAAUCCCUCACAUGUGUAGCACAAUUUGGAGUUUCCAGAGCACUCUCACAUACAUUAUCUCAUUUUUCCCUUGAACAUCAUCCAAGGUAGUUUCCGUACCUUUGCUCCCACUUGGGAAGACUGUUUCAGCAAUCAUUAAAGUGAUAUUUUUCUCUCAUAAUCAGCCCAAAGAUUGCUGGUCUUAAUUAUAUCACCAUAUUCUUGGUUACACAGUUCUUUUCUCCCCUCCCUUUCACAAUUUUUUUCAGCAGUUAUAGACACUAACUAAAUAUUUAUAUAUUUUUAAGCUUUUUCUCUCUCUCAAUUUACAGUCUUUUAAGUUAUUUUUGUCAUUUUUAAAUUUGUGGGGUUUUUUGUUGUGGAUGUGUGUGCUUCCACAUGUUUUGAAGGAGAAAGAUUUUAACUUACAUGGUUAACAUUUGCUUUUGGCUGAAUUGAAAUAGUCCAACUGGAUAUUAAUUCUAUCUGUACAGUGACAAUUGUUUUAAAUAAAAUUUUCUUUAUUUUUCUACUCCAGCAUCUUUAUUCUUGCUGAACCAUUACCUGUUGCUCUGUACACCAGAAUAAAGAACAAGCAUUCCCACCAUGGAUUGCCAAGAAAAUGAGUACUGGGACCAAUGGGGACGGUGUGUCACUUGCCAACUCUGUGGGCCUGGACAAGAGCUCUCCAAGGAUUGUGGUUAUGGAGAAGGUGGAGAUGCAUACUGCACAGCCUGCCCUCCCCGCAGAUACAAAAGCAGCUGGGGCCACCAUAGAUGUCAGACUUGCAUCACCUGUGCUGUCAUCAAUCGUAUCCAGAAGGAGAACUGUACAGCUACCUCUAAUGCCGUCUGUGGGGACUGUCUGCCCAGGUUCUACCAAAAGACACGUAUUGGAGGCCUGCAGGAUCAAGAGUGUAUCCCGUGCACGAAGCAGACCCCCACCUCUGAGGUUCAGUGUGCCUUCCAGUUGAGCUUAGUGGAGGCAGAUGUACCCACAGUAUCCCCUCAGGAGGUCACACUUGUUGCACUGGUGAGCAGUCUGCUCAUGGUGUUUACCCUGGCCUUCCUGGGGCUCUUCUUCCUCUACUGCAAGCAGUUCUUCAACAGAAAUUGCCAGCGUGGGUGGAUCAUCCUGUCUCUGACUUUGGAGGCCAGUUUCUCAGAUAAGAGUUGUUGCCCAGUCCCUGGGCAUGGGCAUGAAACAUGGGCAAUGAAGCAUUUGGGCCCCAGGGCCCGGAAAGAAGAAGAUGAGGCAACAUCUGAGAGCUGCCUGUCUCCCUCCUCCUGCCUCAGGAGAAGAGAAAUGGUUUCAGGAGGUUCGCUGCAGUUUGAGGCUGAUGAGGCAGCAGAGGAGGAAACUCUCUUCUCCAUGCCACCUGGCCAGGAGACCAGUCCUGAGUCCCCACUGAGUGAAAGCAUCUUUGAGACCCAGGCACUUAACCCCAUCCUGGAUGAUGACUGCAGCUCGACUCGUGGCUUCCCAACACAGGAGUCUUUUACCUUGGCCUCCUGUGCCUCAGAGAGCCACUCCCACUGGGUCCACACUCCCAUCGAAUGCACAGAGCUGGACCUGCGAAAGUUUUCCAGCUCUGCUUCCUAUACUGGAUCUGAGACCUUGAGGGGGAACACAGCUGAAAGCUCUGGAGACAGACUGGAGCUCACUGCACCCUUUGAAGUACCCAGCCUUUAACUCUACUGAGUAACCACCCUUGGGCCCUACUCUGCUCCUUGGGCCACACAGACCUCAUCUGCUUCCUGUGUCUUGUGAUAGCCCUGAAGAAGUCUAAAGAUAGCAUCUCCUCUCUGGAAAGUACCACUUUGGAUUCCUUUAAAGUAUGGGGUGCUUAAAACUGAACACAGUUUCAUGAGGAAUUGUCUCACCAACAUAGAGUAGGGUAGAACUGUCAUCAUGUCCACCCCACACAGGUCUCUUGGGCUCCUGGCAGCCCAGUCGUUCUCCCUGGACUACCCUGCCUUGUUCCUAUACCACAACAGAAGCAGGGGCAUAGGA
Kogia breviceps (pygmy sperm whale) is the source of this 2820-nucleotide messenger RNA. The record is from RefSeq and is a predicted model, not a curated record. NCBI's taxonomy places the organism in Eukaryota, Metazoa, Chordata, Mammalia, Artiodactyla, Physeteridae.